CCCCCACUCCCUCCUGUAUCUUUAGCAUUGGGAGGGGCAUUAAAACUGAACUCAAGUGCCAAAAAGAAAACAGUAAAGAAAAGAAAGGUUUGAUUUUUUUUCUUCUUUGUUUAACCAGGCUUUCAAGUUGGAGAUGUAAACAGACUCCCACUGUACUUUGUUUUAAUUCUAAAUCAGGUUUAUGUACCAAUUUCACAAAAAAAAAAAUACUUUACAAAGUUUAAUGUUUAAUUUUGUGUGUGUGGUUUUUCGAACAAACAUCUUUAUUACAAUUUUCCAUUCAAACAAAUUUCUUUUGUACAAAGUUCUGGAUACGCUUCUUUUCUGUUAAAAGUUCAUACAAACUUUAUAAAUUGAAAUUUCUCAGAGAAAUUUUUUGAGCAUGUCUGAUUCAAUUUUUUACAGAAAAAAAAAGUAUUUGAUUCAGUAUUCAGUGACUUCCCAACCUCAAAUAAUAUAAAAAGGCAAGUUGAAGGUUUAGGCAACCAGCCUUGUGUUGGUUUUGUGAGCAAAUGUGAGUUAAAAUUUCUUAACUUGUUUAGCUCUAUAACUUAUAUAAUUAUUUCUACAGUCUGGUGGUCAUCCAGUUGUACCUGAGAUCACAGCUGAAGCUCUGAAAAAUGUAAAACUGAAGAAACCAGAGGACAGAGUGCUCAGAUCCCAUUCUCAAAUCAAUGUUGAUGAGAGUCCGCCUGUGGUACUAUUAAAUUUCAAAUUUAUCAAAUUCAUCAAAUUCUUGUCUCUUGUCCAAUGUUAUUGAAAGGCAUGUAGACAAAUAUUGUAAGCAUUAACAUAUAUAUGCUUAUAGUGAUUGAUAAUAAAGGGAUUUAACAAGAAUAUUUUAUGGAGUAUUUUGUGGAAGAGGUUUUUAUUAUUCAAAGCUGUCAGAUUUUUGUACAUUAAAAAAAAAAAAGACAGCAUUAGUUAGCUAAUCUAAUACCAAGGAUUUACUUAACUUAGGAUAAAAAUAAAAUAUUUCUUCUUACCAUUUUAGACUGCAGCAGUCUGUGGACAGCCAGCCAUCACUCUUGGAACUUUACAGGCGGUAACACUCAGAAAAACAUCCGCCUUAAGCAGCAAAAAUAAUUCACCCCAAAACGAAAACAUAGAAUGUCGUCCCGGAGAAGUGUUUGAUGUUAAAAGAUUUCUGAAAAGAACAAGACUUGACAGGAGCCCAGGAGGCACACCUAUUCCAUUUAAUAAAAGAAAGAAACAACCACAUGAGAGUCACACACCUGUAUCUAAGAAAUAAUUCUAUGAUACCCUAACAUUAUUUUUUAAUAAUAUAGCGAUGACAAAAAAAAACAAAAAAACUUUAAAUUUUAACUAGUAUUUUAAAUAUGUACUCAUAUUGAAGAUGUAACUAUAGUGGAAACAGG
Lymnaea stagnalis (great pond snail) is the source of this 1379-nucleotide messenger RNA. Lineage: Eukaryota; Metazoa; Mollusca; Gastropoda; Lymnaeidae. The record is from the annotation of a GenBank genome assembly.